Molecule: messenger RNA, 11344 nt
Organism: Ruditapes philippinarum (Manila clam)
Lineage: Eukaryota; Metazoa; Mollusca; Bivalvia; Venerida; Veneridae
Molecular function (GO): protein binding
Source: RefSeq, a predicted model, not a curated record
CUCGCUUGUUUUGUUUACUUUUCUAGGUAUUACACAAAGACUAUAAGAGAUUGCUGCCCGUAUUACAAAGGACCCUCUUGCUCAGACCCUUUGUGUAGGAUGGGAUAUGGUUCAAACACUUGUAAUAUCAACAACGAGGGGUAUGUUAAGUACAAAAAUGGUAAUGUGGUCAGAAACAGUGGCGGAACAUGCCUUACCCCGUUUCAUUGCCAUAACUGCAACAAAGGAUAUUACCCUACUACAUACAAACGUGGAUAUUGCAAAGCCUGUUACAAGCCAGCACACUGUAAUCUACCAGUAUGUUCAUCAUGGAGUAACUAUUGGUGUGAAUAUUGUGAAGGUGAAUAUAUCAGGGGAAAGCGAGGCUUUAACGUUUAUACAGGGUUACCUGAUAACAAGAAAUGUCAAAGGGCUUGUUCAUGGGAUAAAGGAGCCAGAUGCUUCCCGGGUACUUGCACAGGCAACAUGGUACUGGAAACAGAUUGUCAAUGUGCCAAAGGCUUUACAUCCAAAUAUAGUGAUUGUUCCACAGCAACAUCUGAAAAACUUCCUGCGAUAAAACAAAUGUAUUUUAAGCUCCUUGGUUCUGAAAACAUACCAAAAAUAGUGGACAAGGCACUUCUACAUGAAUCACAUGAAGGCACAUUUUGGACAAAAGAAACCGGUUGGUCGAGUAUUUCGCUGGAAGGAUCUUCACACUACAAGCUCGAAAUUGACAGUGCCAAUGUACCAAAUCAUACUCUUGAUUAUAGUGUUGGAAUACAAGUGCAAGAGCUGGUUUUAACUUUAUUACGGGGUUCAGAAAAUGCAGAAUGGAAAAUUGAUGGAGGUUGCACAAACUUUAACGAAAGCUGCAGCAAGGCAAUCACAAAUAAAAGGAUAAGUAAUAUUGACUCUUGGAGGAAAAUUUUAAACUAUAGGGAUUUUAAACACGCUGAUAAGAUCAAGUUCAAAUUGUCAGCCAAAAAUGGCGGCAAAGUCAUCUAUGAGGACAGAGGUAGCUUCCAACCUCCAUAUACGAUAGGACACUAUUUUCUCAAUGGCAUUACGACAAGCGAAGAGUUUGAACUUGGUUUUGAUACAUUUACGCCAAACCAUUGCUUUGAACAAGAUAAUGACUGUGUUCAUGAUGCAUUAAAAGUAACUGAUUUCUUCACUGAGUCUAAAGUCACUGGUUUUUGGGAUGGAUGGACUGAUUUAGAUUCGGGAAUAGACGCGUACGAAUUCAAUAUUUAUUAUUUAGAAAAUUCCUUGGAUGAUAAUCUUCUUCAAUACAAAUACAUGCUAACACCAAGCACAUUAUCAUCAACUUAUUCCUCCACAACUUUUGACCUAGACGAACCCGGGCCAUAUUCAGUAGAGAUUAUUGUACAUGACCGUGCCAAAAAUUACAAAAUUGCCAGGAGAAUUAUUCUCUAUGACAAUGCGUCUGUUGUUGAUCUAUACGGAAAACCUCCAAGCAUUGUUCAAGCCCUGGAAAACGGGUGGAUAAAUAAACAUAGCGAAGAAAUAGAAAUUGUUUGGCCGAAUAGAUUUCGAAAUAUUAGACAUAGCAAUGGUGGUUGGCUAAAUGGUGUACAAGAAAACAAAAAUAUUUCUAGAGAUCUUGAUGACCGAGAAGGACGAUCAAGUAGAACAAUUGACAAACUAAAAAACGUAAACGGAAUUGUUCGGUUUGAUAUAGCACGUAACGUUGAAGUUGAUGGUAAAACAGAUUAUGUCAGUUUUGAACGAGUGCCUGAUGAUUUCUUUAAAUUAGAAAAGAUGGUAUAUACUGGUGAAGAAUUUGUUGAUGGGAAGAAGCUAACGUAUUUUAUACGCGGAAUUGACGCUGUUGGAGAAUUUGCUGAGGAUAAUGUAACAGUUAAGAUCGAUCUAUCUCCGCCAGUUAUACAAAACCUUUGGCUCACAAAAGGUGACUGGGUCAACAUUAGUGUACACAGUUUUUUAGAAUUGAACAAAUUAAUAAUUGAAUGGGAAGUAUUUGAUUUCCACAGUGGUAUUCACGAAAUUUCAUGGAAAAUAUUUGAUAAUUUUACCAACAGAGAAGUAGUCCAUGGGCAUUCCUAUGAGCCACCACAAGGGGAAACAGAGACUAUUGAAGAGUGCUGGAGUAAUUAUUCUAUGAACGCCCGAGGAGCAAACUGUUACUGCUCGCCCUAUAAUGGAUGCUUUCACAAACAUUUUCAAGUCAACCCACAAGUAUCGAUAGAAAACAACACUGGCCUCAUAAGCGGAAAAGAAAUUGGGGAACACGAUUUUGACUACAUUAUAGAGGUUACUGCUACCAACAAUGCUGGAUUAACAACUAUUCUUCAGAAAAAGAUUACUAUCGAUACAUCACCACCCCAUGAAGGAAUUACGCACGAUGGUUUUCCAGGGUACCCAGAACUCGAUUUUCAGCAGACAUUACGUCUUAGCGGCCACUGGGAUCACUUCUUUGAUAAGGAAAGUGGUGUUUGGUUGUAUACAUAUGGCUUUAAUGAAAGGUGUUUAAACAAAAACGAGUUAGAUAUUCAUUUCAACGUUAGCUGGACUUAUGACAAUACAGCUGAAUUGACAGUGGAUAAGCCCGGGAAAUAUUACCUGACAGUAAUGGCAUACAACCAUGCUCUUGACCAUAGUAAACCCGUAUGCUCCGACGGUGUAACAAUAGAUGACACUCCAGCAGUUGUAUCGGACGUUGUUAUUCAAAAUGCCGUUACAACUGAAGGGCUUGUCAAGAGUAUGGCUGAUUAUACAGUGUACAUUCUGUACAGAAACAGGGAACUGGUACAGGUUGAAAAUCCUUCUGAAAUUUGCAGAGACCGUGCAAUAUCACUAUCAGAUAUAACUUUAGGACUUUACCCGCAUAUAACACAACAAAAUGGGACGAGAAGCAAAAUAAAGCUGAAUGAGAACUGUAAUGACCUUUAUGGUCCUCAGCCAGAUCUCAUUUCAUUCAUAUCAUCUGACUGUGUUGUUGAUAUAUCAUGGAAUGUAACUAUUGGUCCCAGUGGUCUGCAUGAUUAUGAAGUUGGGAUAUCUUCUCAACAUUCUGAGAUACCAGAUAUAAUGGGUUUUACGUCUUCUCAUCAACAUCAGCACAUGCGUUUAUUUCAUCCAGAUAUUUUUGAUGGUGAAAUUUUCUAUCUGUUAAUCAAGUCUAUAACUCAAUCGUCAGUUAUUGGCAUUAAGAUAAUCGGUCCAUUAUCAUAUGAUUCAUCAAAACCUGAAUUUAAAGGAGAAAUAACAUUAUCUACUGAACAUACCCAUAAUGACACAUUUCUAAUAGCAAGAUGGGAUGUUGGCGCGUUUACUGAUCAUGGUGAUCCACAUGCUUUAACGUACGAAGCUGCAAUAGGCACUUCGAAAAAUGCACAAGAUGUUCACCCAUUUAGCAUUUUAUCUUUCGGUGGAAGUUGUUUACCAUUUGAAUCUCCUACGUGCACGGCAUUCUCAACUCAAACAUUUCGCUGGAACCUACAUGAUGAUCAAAAUUACUACGUAACAAUCAAAGUUAAAGACACUGCAGGUCACUUUGUUACCGCUUCCUCUACAAAAUACAGACAUUACAGCCAAUUACCAUCUAGAGGGAUUGUUAGAGACGUAGAUGACACAGGAGUAAAGUUUAUUGACAUAGAUGACAUAGAUUUUCAAACAAGUACAUCGACGGUUACAGCACGAUGGUCUGGCUUUAAGCAUCCGCAUGACGAUAUUAGAUUUACUGUCUGCAUUUCAAAUGCUUUCAGUACUGACUUCAUCAAAUGUGAACAAACUACUUCAACUGAUCAGUAUACAAUUUCUGGUCUAAAUUUAACAGAGUAUGAGACUUAUUACCAAACUGUGAUAGCCGAAACAGAAGUUGGAAAUAUCACUGCUGUUUCUGACGGUAUUACUGUUGUCAUUGACGGAGAUGGUAUCCCCGGAAUACAAAUUUUUGAUGGUCUGCCAUGCGAUAGUCCUUUAAAUGAAGAUCUCAAUCUGACGUUAUCACACCAUAAUGAGGAUAAACGUUUAGUAUGUAAAAACGAUAUUGAAUUUCAAGCGUCUACAAAUGUACUUCAAGCCCACUGGACGAUCCCUUCAGAAAAGAGGCAUUAUCUGAAAGACAUAAAUUGGUCAAUAGAAGAAAGAGCGCCAGUCGCUGAUAUUUGGAAAAGAAUAACAGAGUUUCAGCAUCUGCGAACAAAUGCAACUCAUCUGGAAAUUAAUGGUUUAUUCCUAUCUCCAGGAAGAAAAUUUAGAAUAUCAUUACAAUUUUGUGCAAGACAGCAUUGUUUCAAACCCGUGCACAGUGAUGGGGUAUUUGUAGUUCCUAAUCCACCAGUAACCGAUUUUUUGACGGUUGCACAUGUAGAAGAUACCAAGCAGAUCCAGGUUUCGUUUGAAAAGUUCAGGGACUCGGAUAUAUCUGAUAUAUCUGAAUAUUACGAUGUCAUGGAUCAUUAUGAAUGGGCGUUUGCUGAUGGAGCUGAAAUUGGUCAUCUUUUGACAAAAUGGUCACGUAUUUCAACAGCAGUAGAAACAUCAAAUAAAACGCUUAACUUUACCAUCAACUUAAAUGGAGACGUUGCGUUUACGAAGUGUUGGUUCUUGACAGUAAGAGGAUACACGAAAGUGGGUCUUUCGUCAACCGUUUCAUCUUCAAUCAAAGACUGCCAGGAUGUUCAACAAAUUCGUCCUAGUAUAGUUAAUGAUGCUGUCGGAGACCCUCUUAGCAUUGAGAAUGUUCAUAUUGGAAAGGACAUUUACCUUGAAGAAAAUAGUAUUUGGGAGGCUCCAGACGAGGAUUACACACCUUACACUAAUAUACUGUCAGCCGUCUGGCCAACCUUAAGGUAUACUAAAUAUUAUUGGGCUGUUCUCCUUGUAAAGGCGAAUGACCCAACAGUAUUUUACAAAAAUAUGGAAACUCUUGACUUGAAAGAACCCUGUUCUCAUCCUGAUGCAAUAAAAUGCGGCAAUACAGAACUCGACUAUGUCAAUGUCAAUUUUGGUGAUGGAACUCUUGUGCAUGGGUAUCGGUACAUUAUUUGUAUUCAUGCAAAUAAAACAACUCUUCACCAUGAAUUUUGGGAUCAAACACUUGAUGAACUUAACGAGUGUAGUAAUGGUAUCACUGUUGAUCUAACACCGCCAAUACCCGCAGAUGUCUGGAUUGGAAGUGAUAAAGAACACUUGUAUCAGACCUCUACAUCUGAAAUAUCGGCUCAUUGGAACUCAUUUACUGACGUGGAAGAGAAAGGAUUUGCACCACAUAUAAGCGGAAUCACACACUAUGAAGCUGCUUUAGGUUCAAGUCCAGGAGGUGUUGAUGUUCAAAGGUUUACACAUGUUGGGCUGACAAAUCAUUACACUUUCCAUAAUCUAAAACUCCAAAACGGGCAUACAUAUUUUGCAACUGUUAAAGCCUAUGACUUUACCGGACUGUUUUCAAGUUCCAUAUCAGAGGGUAUAAAGGUUGAUACAACACCUCCAAAAAUAACGCAGGCAUCAAUCACAUUACCAACAAGGCAUAUUACAAGUACAAACUUUGUUGAGGCAUGCUGGAAAGAUGUGUUCAUGGAUUUAGAAAGUGGAAUAUCACAUUACAGUUGGGCAAUAGGAACACACACUGGCUAUGAUGAUAUUUUUCCAUUUUGUAAUACAGAAGAAGAUUGUGCUAGUACACCUGAGAACACAAAUAUAUCACUGAAAGAGGGUCAUGCAUAUUUUGUUACUGUUAAGGCUUAUAAUAAAGCAGGCCUUUUUACGUCAUCAUCGUCCUGGGCGUUUGUUGUCGACUUAUCACCACCUAUUCAAGGAGCGGUUUAUGAUGGUCCCCUAUCGGUAACAGGACAAAAUGUUGAUGUAGAUUAUAUAAGCAAUAAUGCAACAUUACAUGCCAGCUGGAAAGGUUUCCAUGACCCUCAUACCACAUUAGAAGAGUAUUUUGUGAACAUAGGAUCUUGUAAACAUUGUGCAGAUGUUUUAGUUAAGCAGCCAAUUGGAAUAAGAACAGACAUUGAGUUAACUUCCCUGCAAUUAUCAGAAGGAUUCCAUUAUUUUGUGACUGUGACUGCAUGCAACACAGCAAAACUAUGUUCGGAUGCAUCAUCUGACGGAUUUAUUGUUGAUUCAACUCCUCCAUUAAAGGGGGUUGUCAAUGAUGGUAUCCUUGAUAAUGAUAUACAGUAUCAAUCAUCAAGGAACUACAUAGGGUGUAAAUGGUAUGGCUUUACAGAUCCUCAAUCUGGCAUAUCUCAUUAUGUUUGGCGAGUAGGUACAACAAGAGGUGGUGACAAUAUUCUGGCUGCCACUGAAGUUCAUAAACACGAGUUGGCAUUUAUAUUUGAUCUUCAUUCUGAAUACAGCAUAUAUCUGCCAGAAAAUGGAACUCGAAUCUACUGUACUAUUCGUGCUUAUAACCACGCAGGAAAGUUUGUAGAAGCAUCCUCAAAUGGAUUCAUUAUUGAUGACACACCACCGAAUUUUACUGCUAAUUUAUCAAUGUCACCAAUAGGAACAAUAAAAGAUGGAACAACAAUCUUAAGAACAACUAUGAAAGUUCACUGGGGCGUCGAAGAUAACGAGUCAUUUAUAGAAAAGCAAUACCUAUCCAUUUCUUCGCAUCUUGGAGGAGAUUUUAAUCUUUCAUCAACUAGAGUCGAGGGCAUAGUCAGAGAUUAUAUAUUUACAGGCUUGGACUUUCAUGACGGAAGUUAUUAUGAUAUUAAACUUAUAUCAUGCAAUGGAGCAAGGCUUUGUACCGAAUCAUUUUUAGAGAAUAUUUUAGUUGAUAGUACCGCACCAACAACAGGGACGUUUGCAAUCAACACUGACCACGCUGCAGCUUUAUCUCGCCAACCAGAAGAUUGGAUGACAUGGACUCCGAUAUAUGUCAAUCUUGCUUGGCUUGGUUUUGAAGACAUUCAUUCUAAUAUUGAUACAUACUGUGUAAAUAUCGGCAGCCAGUAUAUGGGAAGCGAUCUGAAUGAGGAACCAAACACUCCGAUGAUCGUCACACAUGAUACAAAUUCUUCCUUUCACGAAGAUGGAAAAGUUCAAACAUUCAAAUUUCAAACGCAAAGACUUAAGGAAAACAUGGCAGUUUUUAUCAGUGUCACAGCUGAAAAUAAAGUGGGGCUUUCAAGUAAAAUAGCUCAUUCCCAGUUUAAUCUUCGUUAUGGAGGCACGAUGCAAUUGGUACGUAGAUGUGGUAGCUAUUCAUGUAAAGGUCAUUGUGUAUGUGCCCCACAUGGUAGCCUGUGUCACAGUGAACAGUACUGUAGCGACUUGAAUAUCUCAGAUAACAAUAAUGCAAUAAUUGAGGUCAAGGACUAUCUUGAUCUUCGAUUUCCUGACAAUUACAUUCAGCCGGAUCAUACUCCUAUCAACACUAUGCUUGCUGCAAAAUGGCAUAUUAAAACAACUCAAGGAAUAAGUCCUUUGUGGUAUGAGUGGAGUAUAGGCGAAAGUAUCUACGACACUCCAAUUGGUGUAUUUGAUACAGCAACAGAAAAGGUUUGGCAUGAUGCUGGUCAACAAACUACAUGCAUCUUUACUGUCGAUAGAGACAAAGAUAUCCUAACAGAACAACGGACUUACUCUGUUUUUGUGCGUGCCUGGUAUAGCAGUGAUACAUAUGCCAUAUUUAAAAGCAAAGGAGUUACCAUAUUUCACUCGCCGCCCUUAUCAAUCGUCAUAAAGGGCAGACGUGUAAAAGAAUCGCAUGUCUAUGCUGAUUGGUCGGGAAAGUUUGGAGGCAUCGUAUCUAAAUAUCAUGUGUACAUUAGUACCAUUCCAGGCGGUCAUGAUCUACACAAAAUAUCAGAAGAUUUGGUAAACACAGUUACGAAUGUCAAUAUUACCGGCCUGAAUUAUGAAGAAAAUACUAAAUACUUCACAGUUGUUCAAGCUUUUAAUCCAGUCGGGCUACAUACUAUUUCAGUAUCUGAUGGUUUCAUGUUGGAUAUAGAUCCACCAACAAGUGGGAUUGUAAUGGACGGGCUUUUUCUAGUAGAUAAACAUGCCUCACCUAAUUCAAGCUAUGUUCAAAGUUUUUGGCAUGGUUUCUCGGACAUUGGUUCUGGUAUAAAGACAUACGAAUAUUGCGUGUCAUCUGGUGUUGAAGAGGGAACAUGUGAUAUUCAACCGCUUUCUGAAGUUGGUAUUGCUAAUCGUAUUCAGAUUACUCCAAAAGCCAGUCUUGUACAUGGUUCAUUUGUAAGAGGAGAGGUCAGAGCUCGUGAUGUUAUUGGACAUACUUCCAAGCUUGUCUCUUCAAAUGGUCUUAUAAUUGACAGUACUCCACCGAUUCGUGUAAAAAGUGAAUUGUGUCAACCGAAUAUUUUAUUUAGUUCAUUUUUUGAAGAAAGCGAUGACAUGAAAAUUAAUGAUACAGUGUGUGAAAAUAUUUCAAGUUCAGACUGGAUGUUGUUACCCGGAACAUGUGUGUCAUUAGUUGACACUGUUUCAUCUAUUCAUGGGCGAACAGUUUUGCAUAUUCAAGGUUCAAUUUUCCAAACAUUACAAAGCGAAUUACAUGGUAAAUACAGACUUAUAUUUCAUACAUCAACUAUACCUUCAAGCAAUUUAUAUCACUCUGCCCUUGAAGGUUAUGUACAGAUAAACGGACAAAGAUACAUUUUCUUAGUGUACAACAAGCAUAAUAAAGGAACUUACGAAUGGCAAAAGCAUAUUUUCUUUUUUACCGUUGACACUAAUAAUACGCUGUUCGAGAUCGGAACAGCUAUGAGUACCUCUGUGUUUGCUAUAGAUGAUAUACAGUUUCAGCUUUGUGAGACUACAAAUCAGGAAGAACAAGAUGCAGUUGGUCAUGUUGAUGUUCAUACAGUAUUUGUUCACGAUUGGUCAUCAAUUCACGCAGAAUGGUCUUUUGUAGACCCCGAGACUGAUAUAAUCGAGUACCUUUGGGCCAUAGGGACGGUGCGAGGAGGAACUCAGUUACAGACGUUCUUGAGUGUAGGACGACAGUCGUUUGCAAGAAAUUACAGUUUAAGACUCGAGCACAAUACUAUGGUUUAUAUAACAGUUGUAGCCGUAAAUACUGCUGGACUACGCACAGUUAGCUACUCCGAACCUAUCCUUAUCGAUCUUACACCGCCAACAUGUAAUUAUGUGUAUGAUGGAUCUAUUUUUGGCCAAGACCUUGAUUACAUCAGUGGAGGUUACCUGGAAUUUCACUGGGAUAUUUAUGAUGAAGAGUCUGGUCUUAAUGCAUGCAGCUGGGCAAUAGAAAACUUUACGUCAAUUGAACCAGACCAGAAGACGGCAACUAAACUGUUUGAAGAAAUUCCUGAUGAAAAGGUUUACAUAACUGUCCGUUGUACAAAUGGUGCCGAUGUUACUCACACAUGUCAUUCUGAUGGUGUUAAACUGUUACACUCAACACCGUCCAUUGAUGGCGUUAUCUUGGAACUGUUAACCACCUCACAAACGCAGUACAUGCCGCGUGAAAGAUACCAUGGCAACAACACAGAAAUUCGUUUCCGAUGGACAGGAUUUGAUCCUGAUGAAGGUGUUCAAAGCUAUAUGAUAUCUCUUGACGGAGAUGAAGUAUCAAUGUCAGAAAUCAUAGACGGGUCAGCGUCUGGAUACAGUUAUGCAAGUUUUACAGGCCUUAACUUGACUGAUGGAGAGUAUUCUAUCUCUAUAACUGGUAUAAAUGAAGUAAAGAUGUACAGCCAGAGAAUAUCCGACAAAUUCGUGUUGGUCACACAACCGCCAAGCCUUACAGGCGCUCCGAUCAGAACAGUCUGGACAAAAGGAACAUCUACCGUUAAAGCAUCUUGGGAGAACGUGUUUUUGUCAGCGGAUCCUUUAUACUACGAAGUGUCAGUAAGACUGGCAGAAGGUGGAGAAGGAGAUCUUGUUCAGUGGCAAGAAACGGUUGAAACACAAAUAGAAUUUGUUAUUGAUACAAGUGGAAAGCCUGCUUCUGGUUUUACUAUUCGUUUUACUGUGAGGGCAAUAUCAUAUGUCGGAUUGUUUGCACUUAAACAUGAUACUUUAUUUGUACUGCCUUGAAUAAAAUAGUGUUUAUACUUGCAGAACAACUUUUCUAACAGUUUUUGCAUGAUUUAUCAUUAUGUGGAACUUCAAACAAUGAAUUUUACCUUGAUCUUAUUAUUUAUGUAUGUACAUGUAUACACUGGAUAUUUAUAUGAUUUCAUAAAUUAGUGCAAGUGUUGAAGCGAAAAAGAAAAUGCUUUUAAGUGUUGUAUUCCUGUUAAUUUUAAAUAUGUACUAACAGAUAUAAAAUAAUACAUUAUGGCUAGUUUUAUUUAAUUUAUAUAUGGUACUAACUCUAUAAUUAUAUGCACAUAUUUCAUGAAAAUGUUCGUGAGGACAAUAAUACAUGUUUUCAUACAAUGGAGAAAACAACACAACUGUGAGAUAUUUUAAUUACAGAACAACUGAAAGCAACUGAACUUCCAAAGUCUGAUAAAUAUUACAUAAAAGAACCAACAGAUGAAGAAGCCAUAAUCUAGAUAUUAAAAAAAAACGUGGAUUGAUAACGUCGUUUUCUUAGUUAUUAACACUUCUAAUUGAAAACUGUAAGUAUCCUGUAACUCAAUUUUUUAUGGUUUUAUAUAAAAAAAAUAUAAUGCGCAAAUGAAGAUUUAUCAAUAUUGUAAGUUCCAAAAAGCAUUAUUUGUAAAGAAAUUACCGAAUUUACAUUUCAUGAACUAAUAAAUAAAGCGAGGUAAUUAGAAAUUCAUUUUCUAUAACGUCUCAGUCAAAUUUUUCAAUAAGAAAUGAAUGCAUAUAUUUUAAUGAUUAAAUAUAAUGUGGAAAAAUAUUUACAGUAUAUAUUUUACAUAUUCUUCGAUGUUUGAAAAUUGUUUUAGAAGCGUAUAUACACAUAUAUACAUAAAUUUUCACUUAAGUGUGGUUACAACCUUAAUUACAACAUACAGGAUCUUUAAUCAUAUUCAUAGUCAUAAUGAAAUAAAACCACAAAAAAUGUGAAUUUAAUUUACUCAAUUGUAUAACAUUUUGAACAGUUAUUUAAUAUAGAAAGAUAAAAAUCCAUAAAAAAUUAUUGACUGACAAGUACUGUUUGUCACUUUCGAAAAAAGAUGUUAUUACAGUCAAUAAGUUUCUUUCAUUGCAAAAAAUAAUUCAAUUUACAUUUUUUGUCUUCAAAUAUUUAAGUGAAAUGACAUAAAUAUUAAAUUUCUUCUAAAUAUAAUAUAUAUAAAAUGAUUGUACUUCAUUAAAGGAAUUAAAAAAGUAAAACAAUACAUAGAACGAAUAUGAAGAAUAUGAAAAAGAAUUAAACUUCCAAAACCAGUUAGUAUAAAUAGUAACAAAUAAAGCACAAAGUAAAUUACAAAGAAGAAAAAUAUGUCCAUUC